GUAGAAGAAGAAGUAAAAGGAAAAGAGGCUGCGGUGAAAACAAACCGAUGCGCACAAAUCACCUUUUUAUCGUAGCUACUUAGACUAUUUUUGCCUUACUGUGUUACAGUUUUGCCUGUAUUUAGCAUUUAGUUUGAUUUAUUUUUACUUACUUUGCUCUAACUAACCUUAAGAUUUAUAAAUUAGAGAUAUAAGUCAGAAUCUGAGCUGUUAGCUGACAGUAAGCUAAUCAGAGCUAGCUCGGCUUUGACAGGAGAUUCAGUUUGAGUUUCGGAGCGAGUCGUUAAAAACUUAAUUCAGCUUUAAAGAGGUGAAAUCAUGGCGGAUGAUUAUGAAUUCACCGAUGACACAAGCAUGAUGAGAAUGGAGGAGGAUGGAGAGGCGACCUGUGAUGACCCGAUGUCUGCGGCUGGGGACGGUGGCCUGAUGGGGGGCGAGGCCGAGGGAUCGAGGAUCGACGCCAGUAAAAACGAGGAAGAUGAGGGGUACGGGGACACCAUCAGACACCCAAACUUUGUGACCUCUAUGUAUUAGUAUAUUAAGAUACUCAAAGCUGUGGUUAAACUCUAAAAAAAGCUGUUUUUUUAAAUGUGUAUUUGCAGGAAGAUGUUUGUUGGAGGACUCAGCUGGGACACCACCAAGAAGGACCUGAAAGACUACUUCUCCAAGUUUGGAGAGGUUGUAGACUGCACAUUAAAACUAGACCCCAUGACCGGCCGUUCACGGGGAUUUGGCUUUGUGCUUUUUAAAGAGCCUGAGAGUGUGGAGAAGGUAAACUGAGUGAAUACUUAAUUACUGUGUGAUACAGUCUGUUAAAUAUUGACCUUUGAGCUCGAAUCAGAUUUCCUGUCCUGAUGAUGAUGAAUGUCUCAGUUAGGGCGAUAUAACAAUAUAUAGGGGAGAGUGGGGUAAGAUGAGCCAUUUUUCAUAUUUCGGAUCACUACAUCAAGACAAUCAUAGUUUUGUCUCUAACUAGUGUAUCUGCAUAUAUUGAUGUUGUUCAAGAUGUUGUGCAUCCCUGCAAACCAACAGAAUGAGUGUAAACAUAACUGUCUUGAUAAUAUAGCAUGACAAAAAAAGUGGUCUCCUAAGGUCAACUUACCCUGUGUAUGGGGUAAGUUGACCAUAGAAGCGGGGUAAGUUCUGCUGUAUCCCUACUACCCCCCACUCUCCACCCCAGCCCUUCCUCACCUUCUCUCUCCCUAAAUAACAGUCACUUCUUCACAUUCAUGUGUAUUUUUAUCUAUUAUACGCUUUUCAACUGGUACAAUGAUUAUUUUUAUUAUUAUUGCAUAUAACUGUUAAAAAGCUGUUUAAAAAAAACCCAUUUUGACAUGAGAAUGUCUUUAAGUGAUUCAGAACAUUCACUGCUGUAUUUUUGGAAAGAAAAAGUCAAACAUUUCAACAAUCUGAACGGAAACUCUGAUCCUCUCAUCAGACUCCUUUACUUUCUCAGUUACCCCAGAACUACUAUGAUGACUUUAUUAGUCCUUUAAGCUAAAAUGGUGGACUUUUAUGCUAGUUUCUGACCUCAUGUUGUAGCUCAUAGAUACCACAAUUGAUAUAAAAAACAAAUUUAAAAUGAUCUUUUUUUGGUCUGAAUACAAUUCUAAUAAAACUUAAGACAGACUAAAUUCACUUUCAAGAGUAAAAAAUGUUUUUUUUGGAAAUAAAUGUCGAACCCCUUCACUCAUGUGCUUCUAACCUUCACAGACUCCAUGAAUUGAUGCCCAUCUGCUAAAUAUUUGGUGACAUGAUCAAUUUCUUUGACCAUUUCUAAGCAACGGGGGGUGGCUCAACUAACCCUGUGGCUGAACUUACCCCACUCUUCCCUAUCAAAACUUAAUUUCCCCCGAUAUCAGUAUAAAACAUGGUCAAUAUCCUUUUCAAUAGUCGGCAUUCUGCCAUGUUUUGGUGGACUAUACAAAUAGCCAAUGAAAAGGGGAGUUUCUCCAGGUCCGCUUUGUGCGAGCCAAUCAUGUGCUGAAUCAGAACUAAGUAGCAAACAACUGCGUUGCAGCAGACAGCAGCUACACGCAACCAUAGCACUUUAACACGUGUGGCCGACAGCACUGUUUGUGAGAAAAAAAGAAAAUGAGUGCUCCCCCCAACAGAAAUGCAGAUGAAGGCUCAACAGAUGACGAUAUUGUCGACAAGACUGGCACAAAAAACAUCAGUGGUGUGGAGGUAUUUUGUUUUUUUGAGGUCAGACAUGAAGAAGGGUAAUGCGCACUGCAAAUUAUGUCGAGUACAGUCGGGGAAUACCUAAAAUCUUUUUCACCACCUGAAGCAGCGGCACGCAGCAGAGCAUGCACAAUGCAAAAGGUUACAAACCUGGAGCAGAGCAAGGAGCCCAUGGCGCCUGUACAGCCGACCAUUGAGUCCGUUUUCUUUAGUGCAACGCCUUACGAAAAAACGUCGAAGAGACACAAAGACCUCACAGAUGCAGUAGCUUACUGUAUUGCAAAAGACAUGCUACCAAUAAGCACUGUUAAAUUUCAAUUUUUACAUCGUGAUAUAUAUCGAUAUCGACUGAUAUGAAAAAAAUAUAUUGUGAUAAACUUUUUUCCCAUAUCGCCCAGCCCUAGUCUCAGUAGGCACUGGCAUCCUGUCAUGUUUACCUGGAAACUGUUCACGCUGAGCAUUAUUGUCAGAUAUUGAUCAGGUGAUUGUUUUCUGUCAUCUAGGUCGCCACACAGAAGGAGCACAAACUGAAUGGAAAGGUCAUCGACCCCAAAAAAGCCAAGGCCAUGAAGAGCAAGGAGCCGGUGAAGAAGAUCUUUGUUGGCGGUCUCUCUCCUGACACUCCUGAGGAGAAAGUCAGAGAAUACUUUGGUGCCUUCGGAGAGGUACAUGUCUCCAGAUUUCUUUAGAUUUGACUGUGAAUGGCUGCAAAAAGUCUCAUAGAAACUUCUCCAAAGACUAGAAAUGAUCAUGUGUGACAUUUCUGAUCAUCUAAACUAGGUGGAGUCCAUCGAACUUCCCAUGGAGAACAAGACGAACAAACGGAGAGGCUUCUGCUUCAUCACAUUCAAAGAGGAGGAUCCAGUGAAGGUGAUCAUGGAGAAGAAGUACCACAACAUUGGACUCAGCAAGGUACAGAUUUAUUCAUUUUUACCUCACUUAAACUUUUUUGUUCCUGACAUUGUGAGUGUGUAAAUAAAUCAUUCUGAUUGGUGUCUCCUCAGUGUGAAAUCAAAGUGGCCAUGUCCAAGGAGCAGUACCAGCAGCAGCAGUACUGGGGAGGAAGAGGCGGAUAUUCAUCCAGGUCUCGAGGAAGAGGUGGUGGUGAGUGUCUUUGACUGUUCAGAAAAACUCUGAGGUAGUCUCUUUGCUAACUUUUUUGUCCUCUAAUGCUAACUAAAUACACACUAAGUAAUGACACAAACACUUAAAUAUGUUAGAGGAUAAUUAUGUUGUAUUCAUUUCUUUGAAGCAAAACUGAAACCAAAUUUUGACGUCAGCUCAGGUCGUCAUCUGAAAUUCUUUCUGAGUGAAGCAGGAUAAGCGAGUUUGACGUGUCAUUGAGGGAAGUUGGAUUUGAAUGUUAAAAAAUGUUAGGAGAGAGCAGAAGAGACACCGUUUGAACGGAGUUCAGAAGGUUCAGCUUAGUGGUCAACUGCAUCAGAGUCAGCAGUAUGUGUACAUGUACAGUAUGAGGAAUUUGACUACGGUAAACUUUGCGCCUUUAUGUGCAAACAUUAAACAUGAAAUGAUACAGAAAUGACACAAUUUAGAAGUAUGUACAAGUUUGAACUAGAUAUUCAACUUAUAUAUACAAGACAGUAGUGUAAGGGUCAGGGCCCAACGAUGCAACCGUUUCACUCGCAUUUGCGAAAAAAAAAUAAGAUGUGUGCGAAUUGUAAAAUGUAUUUAGGGGCACAUGUACGCAUAAAAAAAUAAGCCGAGGCAACAAAUGUUUUUUUCAUGUAAAUACUGCGGUGAAGUUAGUUUUAGGUUGGAUAUUGGACGGACAUUCACUGCAGAUCUACCGGUGUCUUCUCACUCUCCAUAACCGGGAAUAGCAACAGCAGAGUGGUUAAAUCUACUCAGCACCCUCGCUUUCAACAUCAGGUGUUGAAUAAGGGACCAUCAAUAAAUUACCUGUUGAUGUUUUUUAAAAAGGCUGUUUUCCUUCAAUAGCUUCCAUGUCAUGUGACAUUGACCUAAAACUGAUUUGAAAUAAUAAUACUUAUGUCGACCAAUAACACACAAAAUUAUUUGAUCAAUUUUCAUUGUGCCCCUAAAGUUCUUUGUGUGGUCCUUACUUUUUCAACGUUGGAGCACAUGUGCUCCUUGUGAAAAAAGUUAGUGUCAAGCCCUGAUGGUGCAAUGAUGAAGAGUGCAGUGGAGUGAAGAGUGAGUGAGAAAAAUAUGUACAUGUGCCAAAUUUCCAUUUUGUUUUACAGUAUUAACAUCAAAUUAAAUAUUAAAUUACGGUGUGCAGACAUAUGUGUCUGAUGAGAGGACAGUUUAUAGAUAUGCUGAAGGUUAUAUAAAAAAAGUUAAGGCCACAAAACCUGUAUGAAAUUCAGGCCAGACAGACACACUACUCAGAUAUUGAGCUGGAUUUGAGGUUUCAUUGUCUCCACACAGAGUUUCUCCUUCUAUUGCAGCAUGCAGCUCAGUCCCCUGUCUCCCCUUCUCUCAGAUUUGAUACUAAUUAAGUUGUCAGGUUUUAGCUGCUAAUACCAUCCAGUGAAGAAGUGAGAAUAUUCUCCCCAAAUGGUUUCGCCAAGUUCUGCAGACAAGUCUAUGAGUUCCUGUGUUUGUCUACCCAGUUUAUUUUCUGGUGGGUUCUGUUAUCUAAAUAUGAAGAUAGAGACGUUAAGCCGUAGACAAUCUUGUUGUGAAAUCAUGAUGACUGACACACAUCUUCAGUGUUGGUUUGGUGCUCAUCUUCAAGAAUUAAUGCCACACGGGGGGACGAGGUGUUUGAUGAGCAUGAACAGUAGUGGUAGUGAAGAGGAAGAGGGACUGUGACAGCCAACGCAGCCUCUGGGACAACAGUGGCAGGAAGUUCUAAUAACAGACUGACUGGACUGGACCACAUUUAUAGUAAUCAGCUGGAAAAACGGAGCAGUGGUGAUAGUGUAUCCUGUCCACAUGUCAUUAUUAGCUGCCUUAGCUGGCUAAAGGAUUUAUCGUUCACCUGGCCACAGGAACACGAAAAUGAACAAAACAGUAACUAGAGCUGCACGAUAUAUUGUUUGAACAUCGUCAUGGCGAUGUACGUGUGCGCGAUAGUCACAUUGCAGAGCCUGUAGGAGGCGAAUGAACUCAGCCAAUUUCAAGGGUUGCUGACUGAGAUACACUGCAUGUGACCAUGCAUGUGCUGUGCAGCGAUCCACCAAUCACAUUCAUUCUUUACUCAGUUUCCAAUCAGACUGUCAGCUGUCAAUCAAAAUCAGAGGUGGAAACCACGCCCCUGUACAUGGAGUGAGUCGCUUGCGCUGCCGGUGUUGUGCUGAGAAACGCAUACCCGCUGGGAAUUACUUUCAGACCAUUACUCAUCACUGUUUAGCCCCACAAAUAAGAAUUGAGUGGGUUUUAAAUUGUACAUUUCCAUGGACCACUCUACUAUAAGCAGUGCGCAUUUUGUGAGGUGCAUGCAAUUCUCGACGGACAUGCGUUUCUCGCCGCAACACCAGUACCAACAACAACGAUUGCAAAAUGAGCAACGAACAAGAGAAAACCACCAAAAAUGAAGACUUGUUGCUUAAAAGAAAAGCAACAUCAGUUAUCUGGAAUUAUUUCGGUUAAAAGAAGGAUGAUGUGACCAAAACACGUGUUCUGUGUUCAUCUGUUUCCACAAUAACGUCCCAGCACAAUAAAAGCUCAAAAUAUCUCUGAGACAGACAGAAGCCAAUCUACUAACAUUCACAAAAAGAGGUAAGAUCAGUGCAGGUUAACUGUCCUCAAGAUUUCAGCAGAAAGUGCUAUUCAGGUCAUCUGGUGAAAAUUCCUGUAUUUUUUAAUAUCGCAAUACAUAUCGCAGGGUUGAAAAAUUUGCAGUGUUAGUCUUCUCCAAUAUCUUGCAGCCUUAACAGUAACCGUGGAGAGUUCAGUCAUUUCUGUGAUUUACGUCCCUUAAAUCCAGCCAGUGGUUUCACAGGUACGAUCCUUAUCCCCUGGUUUAUCUCCAGCCUGAGGAGAAGUGAAGAUAAAGCCUGACAUAGAAAGAUUAGACCAGCUAAGGUAGACUUAGACUUAGACUAAGUCUGAGUCUAAGGUACUGUGAACUGCUCCACUCUACUCCAAACUGUUUUUACAUAACAACAAAUAAUUCUUUGAGUUGUGCUUCAAAAAGUUUAAAUUUGAUGGAUGGUUGUUUGUCGAGAUGUCAAAGGUCAAACUUGGUCCAAACCUGUAAAAUCACACACACGCCUAAAGGGGGAGGAAAAAAGUUAAAACUACAUCAGCUGAUGUGACUCACUCUCAAAGUGAACAAUGCCGUCUAUCUGGUCGAUAAAGCCGUUCAUACGACCUUCUGUGAUCAUAUGGGAAGCUAUUUUCUCAGCCUGGGGACAAACAAAGGAGGCAGACAUGUCAGAUAUCACAGGGAAAUAAAAAAGUUACACUACUUACACUAGGAAAAGAAAAUGUGCUCUAGGGUCAAACAAACUUAAUCAGAUUCAAUUCAUAUCCAAACAAGUGACAUAAAUAAAAACUUAAGUAUAAAACUAAGUGUGUACGAGAUAUUCUGUACUUCUGGGGACAUGUAUCUGUUCAGUGAUCCAGCUGUUGUAUCAAAAUGGGUCAAAGGUCUUUACUCGCAGCUUCUCUGGUGUUAAAUAAUCUGGUUCAUGACCUUCGUAAAAACUCUGCUUUUACUCUCCUGUUUCACUGUUACAACCACACACUGUCAAAACAAGUAAGGAUGCCUCCUCUGGGGUGAAGUGGGUUUAAUCUGCAUUACCUUUAGUGGCCAGCAGGGGGCAAGUCCUCUGCCGUAAAACGAGGUCUGACUGCACAACAGUGUGAGAGAAAAUGAGCCAAAGUCUUGUUGGAUUUAUGACCCUAACAAUCAUUUGACUUGGGCGUUCCUGAUCCUGAUCUGGACUCUGAGAGCACAGUACUUAUGAAGAAAUAAAAGGUCCUUUUAAAGGGGAAAAAACUCCAAACAGUGAGGGUUUAAAACUAUCUGCAAACCAGUGGGAGCUGUUAAAGGCGUAGUCCACUGUUCUUGUACAACGUUUUAAAUCUUAAUCAGUAUUUCAGUAUUAGAGUCCACUAAUCUAUUAAAGAGUGAUUUAAUUUAAAUCCUGUGUUUUAUUUUCAGGUCCGAAUCAGAAUUGGAACCAGGGUUACGGCAACUACUGGAAUCAAGGCUACGGAAAUUAUGGCAAUUAUGGUUACAGUAAUCAAGGAUAUGGAGGCUAUGGUGGCUAUGACUACCCUGGUUACAACAACUAUUAUGGAUAUGGUGACUACAACAGUAAGAAACCCUUCAAUAAAACCCCCUGAUGAGCUUCAGUUUCAUGUCAGUUAUUUCAUCUCUCUUCCUCUCUCAGAAAAAAGUCUGAAACUAAAUCUUGUGCCACACCUGUAGAUCAAUCUGGUGGAUAUGGCAAGUCGCCACGGCGUGGUGGUCACACCAACAGUUACAAGCCGUAUUAAAGGGGAUGAUAAACCUCCUCUUCAAGUAGGUAUGUAAAGAUAGAAAUACUCCACUUACUGUAAACUUAAAGUAGUUUUAUUUACUUUGCUGUUUUGGUAACUUAAUGUGUAAUUCUUGUAAAUUUCUUUACAGUAGUGGUAACAUAGAGGCUACACUCUUUGUGGCGAUUUAUUUUAACAGCCGGCCUUCUGCUGCCUCUUUUGCACCUUCUUUUCUUUUUUUUUUUUUUAAGUGUAAAGUUAACAGGUAAAGUACUGCUACUACCAAAGUUAAGGAUGUGCAAGGAAACAGAAAAGGAAGUAUGUUGUCUCCUAACUCUGACAUACCUUGUUUGUACCUGCCAGCGGAGCUUCCUUGCAGGCCAUGAGCUGACUCCCAGAUACUCUCAGGGCCCGCUCAAUGCGGACCGGGUACGAGAAGCAUACGCUCUCGAAUGCUGCCAUUUGGUAUGGUCUUACAACAUCCUGUAUCAGCAUUUCUAAUCUAAAAACAAUAUGGGACACGUCCAGCUUUGUCAUCUUUCUUUCCAUUUUAAGUUGUUUGCAACUGUUUGUAAUGUAAACGUAAACUAUACACAUGUAAUUGUCAUUUUUUACAGGCCCUUACUCCCCCACAAGUAAUCUGUAAAUACAAUGAAUAAAAUUAACUAUUUGCUUUUCAAAGGAUACGUACAGCUUUCUCUGGACUUUCCAGUUGUUAAUCUUAUGCACUCCUAAUCUUAAUCUUAAAUGCUUGUUUCUUUAUUUAGCUCUUGUAGCCAGUAGUCCAUGAGCUAAAACCUGGAUGCUACUGUGUUGGGGGAUAAAGUGCUUUUACGUUGUGUACUUGUAUUGCUCUUGUUUGUGUUACUGACAGCGAUGGAAGAGACUCCUCUUUUGUUAAUUUUCUUGUAACAAAUUUUCUUCUCAUAACCUUUUUUAUGUAAAACAAAGCAGAAUCAAAGUGUGGCUACAUUUGCAGAACCGUACAUGUAAUGCUUUCUUUAAUGUGUAUUUUUUGACCGAUCGAAGGUUUCUUCCAUUUAGUAUUUUGACUUCUUCCAUUUGUUGCACCUCAGGAUUUCUAGCUUAUGGACUAACUAAUUUUUUUAACUGUAAAAUAAUUGUUCUCAGUUGCUUUUUCUUUGACAUUGGACAUAAUAAACACGGGGGAUUCCUUUAUUUUUUAUUUUAUGAACUCUUUCUCUCUCUGUCCUCUUGGAUUGAUUAGUCUCUGUUUGUUUUCCACAGGUGUCAGAGUGAUGAAAGGCGGCGUUGGCCCCAGAGAUGAUGCUAUCCAGCAAAAGCUGAUUGUAAGAAAAAAAACCAGGAGCACUUUGACCUACAAAACAUUGUCCUCUAAACUUACCGGAGUAUUUGUUGUAUCUUUAAACCUUUGGGGAUUUUUUGGUGUUUUUUGCCUUUCUUUAGAUCCCAGCUGUUUGCGUUCUUCUCACCCCUCCCUGUUUUUGUAUUUAUUGUUCUCUUCUGCUUCUUGUGAAUCGCUUCGUUUAUUUCAUGACGGAAAAACAGUAGAUUGGUUUGAAAAAAAAAAAUCACACAUAUAUACAGUCAUGUGGUAGAAAAAAAUGCUCUGUUGCAGUUUAUCCUCCUUAUUAUAACCAUCAGUCUUAUAAUACAUGUGUUAUUACAGAGGUUGACGACAUUCAGUAUAUACACAGGUAAUUAAAAUCUAUGAAAUGCAACAAUAAAAACAAUGAAACACUU
This is a messenger RNA of Xyrichtys novacula (pearly razorfish), 9327 nucleotides long. The record is from the annotation of a GenBank genome assembly. Lineage: Eukaryota; Metazoa; Chordata; Actinopteri; Labriformes; Labridae.